AUGCUCAAGCGCGCCGUCCAUCAAGCUCAGCUCGUUCACCUCACCGCCAAGAAGAGCCAGGGCAAGGUCUACAACAUCACCGCCCACCAGCCCGUCUCCAACUACUUCCUGCGUGACGGACGCUAUAUCCGCUUUGCGGACUGGCGCUUCGUUCACCGUGCAAGACUCGACGUCGUUCCACUAAAUGGCUGCAACCGUGCCCGUGAUCAAAAAGACAAGCGUUGCCGAAGAUGUGGCUACCAACUCGAGAGCGUCGCCCACGUCCUGUGUCAUUGCCCUGCUCACGCCCACGCCAUCACCCUGCGCCACAACGCCGUCCUCGACCGCCUCGUCAACGCCAUCAAGCUGCCCGCGACCACCACGAAAUAUGUCAAUGUCAAGAUCCCCGGCACUGAUGGUCAACUACGUCCCGAUCUCGCCCUCGUCGACCAUGUGAAGAAGCGUGUGACGAUCGUGGACGUGACCAUGCCGUUCGAGAACCACGACCUGAGCGUCUUCGCUGCCGCACGUGCCGAGAAGCUCCGCAAGUACGCCGACAUCUUCAACAAGUUCAACGCGGAUGGCUACGACACGUUCCUGGACGCCUUCAUCGUCGGGCCACUCGGCGGAUGGGACCAAGAGAACGACAACGUGCUGCGCCGACUCGCCGUCUCCGUCAAGUACGCCGCGCUGAUGAAGAAGUUGAUGGUCGCCGAUGCGCUGAAGUGGUCAAGAGAUGCCUACGUCGAGCACAUCACCGCCCACCGCCAAUACCAAGCA
Messenger RNA from Mesorhabditis spiculigera, 759 nucleotides. Lineage: Eukaryota; Metazoa; Nematoda; Chromadorea; Rhabditida; Rhabditidae. The record is from the annotation of a GenBank genome assembly.